AGCACAGCACAACGAAGGUAUCCGACGAACAAUAAUGAAGUCUGACUUGUUACGGCAGGAAAAGCACAUGUUUGUCUUUCUAAUGUUUUGGUGACCCAGACUAUACAACCAAAAAUCCCUGGACACAGCAUCUCUGGGUGAAACACAGCCGCUUUUAACGUUUUCAUAAUUACACCUGUGCUUUUGAGCUGGAUAAAACAAUAUGUUACAGAGCUCAGAUCAACUCAAGCUGGUUUCUUGAGCAUGGAAAGGGGGUUACUGUACUCAAAUGUACUCUACCAGAGCCACCAGAUCUCAAUCCAGUAGAGCACCAUUGGGAUCAUGUCAAGACAGUGUAGUAAAGGUACAAAAUAGUAAAAUGUAAUUAAAGUUCAAGUAACUUUAGUUAGUGUAGGAAAACCUUUAAUGCUGAGCAUAUUUAAUCAACUCAGAGGAGAAACUCCUACAACCAGCUGGGAGCAACAAACACACCUUCAACUGUUAGCAUUUCUUAGACUACAGCAAAAGUGUCAUUAACCUCUGGCACAUGCACCUACAACAACCAAGGCAGGAAAACUGUCUGCUUUGCUCACUCUGUGAUGUUUGUCCAUGUGUUAAGGGGGGGCUUGGAGGCUUUCCUUAAUUUAAUAAGGAUUUGAGAGAGUUUGAAAAAGGGCCAGAUUGUGAUGGCUAGAUGACUGGGUGAGGUGUGGGUGCAUGUGCAUCACCUAGUGGGGGAACACAACACCAGGAUGCACUAUGAGAAGAAGAUGAGCUGGUGGAGGCGGUGGGAUGCUCUGUGCAAUGUUCUGCUUGGAAACCUUGAGUCCUGCCAUACAUAUGGAUGUUACUUUAACACGUAGCACCUACCCAAGCAUUGUUGCAGACCAUGUACACCCUUUCAUGGAAACAGUACUCUGUGAUGGUUGUGGCCUCUGUCCGCAGGAUAAUGCACCCUGUCACAAAGCAAAGGUUCAGGAAUGGUUUGAGGAGCACGAAAAUGACUUUGAGGCAUUUUUUACCCCUCCAAAUUCUCCAGAUAUCAAUCUAGUCGAUCAUCUGUGGGAUGUGCUGGACAAAUGAGUCCAAUCCACUGGAGGCCUCUUACAGGACUUAAAGGAUCUGUUGCUAACAUCUUGGUGCCAAUACCACAGGACACCUUCAGGGGUCUAGUGGAGUCAAUGCCUCGAUGGAGGGGAUUGUACGAUGAGGCCCUCAGUAGCUUUUUCCGAAAUGUGGAUUCCAGGAACAGUGACGGGGCUGCAUUUGCUGUCGGUGGGAGAAUCCAACACCUGAAGGCCAGGGCGGUCCUGGUGGACAUGGAAGAGGGUGUGGUCAACCAGAUCCUGCAGGGCCCGUUAAGAGAAGUGUUUGAUAGCACGCAACUACUCACAGACGUGUCAGGUUCAGGCAACAACUGGGCAGUUGGAAACAUGACGUACGGCUCAGCCUACAGGGAGAAGAUAGUGGAUAAGCUCAGGAAGGCAGCAGAGCAAUGUGACUGUCUGCAGUGCUUCUUUCUCAUUCACUCUAUGGGAGGAGGUACUGGCUCUGGCCUGGGAACCAGAGUGCUCAGCUUGCUGGAGGAGGAGUUCCCUGAGGUGUGUCGCAUUAUCACCUCCAUCUAUCCAUCUGCGGAAGAUGACGUAAUCACCUCACCAUACAACAGUGUCCUCGCCAUGAACAAGCUCACAGAGCACGCUGAUUGUGUCCUGCUAGUGGAAAACCAGUCAUUGGUUGACAUUGUGAACAAGAUUAAAAUUAUGUCUCAUGGUACAAAGCCUGGUUUAAUAAUCAAGAGAAACAGCACAGUCACCUCUGGACAGGGAGGCCUCAGCGGGGCAGAAAAACCCUUUGAUGCUAUGAAUAACAUUGUGGCUAACCUGUUGCUCAAUAUUACCAGCUCAGCCCGUUUUGAGGGCUCCCUCAACAUGGAUCUGAAUGAGAUUGCUAUGAACCUGGUGCCCUUUCCUCGUUUACACUACCUGGUGCCCAGUCUCACACCCCUCUAUACAUUGGCAGAUAUUAAUGUGCCCACAAGGAGACUGGAUCAGAUGUUCAGCGAUGCCUUCAGUAAAGACCACCAACUAAUACAAGCCGACCCGAAGCACAGUCUGUACCUGGCUUGUGCCCUCAUGGUCAGGGGUAACGUGCAGGUUUCUGAUGUCCGCAGGAAUAUCGAGAGACUGAGACCAUCACUGCCCUUUGUCUCAUGGAACCAGGAAGGCUGGAAGACGAGUCUGUGUUCAGUGCCUCCUGUGGGACACUCCCACUCCCUGUUAGCUCUGGCCAACAACACCUGCGUGAAGCCCACAUUCAUGGAGCUCAGGGAACGCUUUACCAAGCUCUACAGAAAGAAGGCUCACUUACACCACUACCUGCAUGUAGAGGGGAUGGAGCAGAGCUUCUUCUCAGAGGCCAUUGCCUCUCUCAACUCACUGAUUGAAGAAUAUCAUCAUCUGGAUGCCACCAAGGCCAGACUCAUGCCUGAUGCACCCAGACUCUCCAUCGCCAGAUGAAGGUCUGCUGUGCUGUGAAUCUGGGAAUCAAACUCACAGAACUGAAGCUUUUACAUAUCAACAUUAUCUAAUUUAUGACAUGGUCAAAGUGUUCCAAACAGCACUUAAAGAGAACAUCAGCUUAAUCUACUCUAAAGCUUCUAUUUGCUUUUCCAAGCUCCCUGAUUGUUCUGUUAUGAGGUAAUGUUAAAGCUAGUACACUGGCCAUAUUCCUUGUUGUUAGUGCACAUACCUGUCCUGUAGAGUGCAUCAUAAAACCUAGUUUUGUUUUGUUUUUUUAAUGAUCUGUCGUUCUUCUUUCUCAAAAUUAGUUUUGCUUUUGUCCUUUUGGAGGUGCAAAACUGUUACUAAGGGAGAAUUAAAGUGUAUGUAUGUUUCAGUCCUUAGUUUCUCACAGCAGGGCUCGCAGCACUCUGCGUCUCUGAUGUUUGGGGUCCUUAGAGUAACCGCAGGUCAGAAAACAUGUCGCCCGGAUCAUUGCACUUCCUCUGACACACACAGGACGUUAUCCACUGCAUCUUCCACUGUGUUUUGGAGCCUCCUUUGCAGGUGAAGUUGACCUUGAUCAUGCGUGACUUGUUGGGGACACAGCAGCGCUUGUCUGUACACACACCACAGUAUGUGGGCUUAAACUUUUUGUUGCUGGUACAGCCAGAGAGAGUCAACUUUUCUGCUUUCUUUGCCUGGAAUUUGGGUCGGCACGUCUUUCCCUUUGGCACCUAGAAGUGGGAAUAGCAAUUGGUGUCUUUCUUUUUAAGAGUUGGAGAAAAAAAAUUAAAUGAAAAUAUUAAAGAUUUAGACAGAUUAAAGCUGAAGAUGCCACCUUAACACUCCUGAGCACGCUUUUCUCACACGGUCGCAGCAGGCACAGGCGGCGGUCUUUCCUCAUCUCACACUUGCUGUUAUCGUUGUUGACGCGUACAGAGAUGCCCAGGCCGCAGGUCUUGGAACAGGGACUCCAGUGGGUGGUCUGGAUUAGGCAGUUCUUCUUCCAGGCUAAAGGAGGAUCCCUGUAACCUUUCAGUGUUACAGUUAAAGGGUACUGUGUCAAGCAAAGCACAGAUCAGAAUCAUUCUAACAAGCUGCUGUGUCUCCAUCAGAGAUGGGGAGUAACGCAUUAAAAGUAAUGCAUUACUGUAAUCUGAUUACUUUUCAAGUAACAAGUAAAGUAAGGGAUUACUAUUCCAAAAAAGUUAUUUGAUUACUGUUACUUUACCAUAAGCAUGCUGCGUUACUAAACCGUGAGUUUGUUUGUUUGUUUGAUUCUGUAAAAAGUGACAUAAACAUUAGCGUCCGCUGUACACUACGUGGGAAGAAAACUUCUUUUUACAGUGAAAAACUAAACUUCAAAUUAUUUAUUUUUUGCGCUGUUUUUCUUGCAUCUAUUUGAAAGAGUGAGAGUAAACACAAAAAUUAUUUUAUUUUAAAUGCUGGAAUAUGCAGAACAUAGGUUUAAAUGUUAAACAAAUUUCUUCAACUCAGAGAAUGUUGCAUAUAAUUAAAUUUUUGCUUAAUGCAAUGUGCAUAAAGUUAAAAGAUUAAAACUAAUAAAACAAGUUUUAAAAAGAGACUUUUUGAGUUGAUUCAAUUUCAUAUGAUGGGUUAUGCAGAAAAAAAUAGAAGUGGGCUGAAAGGUCUAUUGCGUUAUUACGUAUGUAUCAUGUUUUUAAAAAGUAAAUAAUAAAGUAAUAAAGUAGCUAAUUACUUUUGAAAAUAAGUAAUCUGUAAAGUAACAGAAUUACUUGGUUGGAGAAGUAAUCAGUAAUUAGUAACAAAUUACUAUUUUCAAGUAACUUGACCAGUACUAGUUGUGAUUAGGUGCUAUAGAGACUUAUGGGAGCGGUAUGGGAUUUUGAUAGAAUUCAUUAUGAUAUGAAAUUGCUGCUACAUAGAAAAGGACAAAAAAAAAAAUAAAAGAUCUGUGUAGAAAUGUAACACAAAA
Molecule: messenger RNA, 4440 nt
Organism: Oreochromis niloticus (Nile tilapia)
Lineage: Eukaryota; Metazoa; Chordata; Actinopteri; Cichliformes; Cichlidae
Gene: tube1
Product: tubulin, epsilon 1
Exons: 11
Coding region: 1059-2498 (479 amino acids)
Biological process (GO): microtubule-based process
Cellular component (GO): microtubule
Molecular function (GO): GTP binding
Source: RefSeq, a predicted model, not a curated record